This is a messenger RNA of Oncorhynchus gorbuscha (pink salmon), 1632 nucleotides long. RefSeq names its product heat shock protein, alpha-crystallin-related, b3 (gene hspb3). Gene Ontology annotation, cellular component: cytoplasm; nuclear speck. NCBI's taxonomy places the organism in Eukaryota, Metazoa, Chordata, Actinopteri, Salmoniformes, Salmonidae. The record is from RefSeq and is a predicted model, not a curated record.
CACAGCAAUAUACAAGAGGUUUUCAGACUGAGAGACUACAAGCGACACGAUCACAGACCCGCCAAUCGCAAUCCUCCGCUUUGCCAUGGCGAUAAAAUAAAAAAGUAUUUCUGACUGAUUAGCACUGGGGUUUAACAAUAGAAAAGUAUUUCUGAAUGACUAUUGACUGGCUGGAUAUCUUCUCAUUCCGUUUGCUCAGUUGUUCAUGCACCUCGGUUUGAAAGAGACAGUUUAUUUUCUUUCCUUGAUUUGAUUUGUGCGACUGUGAAGCUCUCUGCCACACAGCAGCAACACAAGAGGCUUUCUGGGACAUGGAUUGGGAGGAAGGCAGAACCAUGGAGGGACUGUGUAUAACCCACUGGGUGAACAGCCCAGUCCGCCACCAGGCCCUGUUCCAAGGAAGGGACUUGGACGACUGUGUGGAGGACCAUGACCUGUUCGCCCUGCCCAGGCCUGCCUUCCCCGACCCUGGGGUAGUGAGGCCCGACCCUGGGGUAGUGAGGCCCGACCCUGGGGUAGUGAGGCCCGACCCUGGGGUAGUGAGGCCCGACCCUGGGGUAGUGAGGCCCGACCCUGGGGUAGUGAGGCUCGACCCAGGGGUAGUGAGGCCCGACCCUGGGGUAGUGAGGCCCAACCCUGGGGUAGUGAGGCCCGACCCUGAGGUAGUGAGGCUCGACCCUGAGGUAGUGACCGACCCUGGUGUAGUGAGGCCCGACCCUGAGGUAGUGAGGCUCGACCCAGGGGUAGUGAAGCUAGAAGGGGUCUGCGACAGUACUACCACAACUCAACCCCAGCGGACUGAGCCUGUUUACCAGGUGCUUCUGGACGUGUCCCAGUUCAGACCUGAGGAUAUCAUGAUUCAGGUGUUUGAAGGAUGGCUCUUGAUCAAGGCUCAGCAUGGAGCCAGAAUGGAUGAACAUGGGUUUGUUACCCGAAGCUUCACCCGCCAGGACCCACUGCCUGAGAAACUACAGCAGGCGGGGGGUCUGAGGGCUCUGCUAUGUCAUGAUGGGAUACUGGUGGUGGAAUCCAAACAGAGAACACCUGUUAGGAUACAACACAGUCAGGAGGACCCCUAUUGAUUAUUGACUGUUGAUUAUUGACUGUUGAUUAUUGACUAUUGAUUAUUGACUCUUGAUUAUUGACUGUUGAUUAUUGACUAUUGAUUAUUGACUGUUGAUUAUUGACUGUCGAUUAUUGACUGUUGAUUAUUAACUAUUGAAUGUUUGCUGUUGAUUAUUGAUUAUUGACUGUUGACUAUUGACUCUUGAUUAUUGACUGUUGAUUAUUGACUAUUGAUUAUUGACUCUUGAUUAUUGACUGUUGAUUAUUGACUAUUGAUUAUUGACUGUUGAUGAUUGAUUAUUGAUUAUUACUGUAUUGAUCAGGUAAAGAUGAGGUCAGAUCAGCUGUUACAGUACCACUAACAUGAGUGAUUGAUUAAUUCAUUGUGUCUGUUAUUAUCAUGUGAAGUUAAAUUGUCAAAUAUUUCUCUAAACAUUGUUAUUGUUACAUUUCUAUCUGACACUACUUUGCUAUAAAAAGCUGUUGAUGCUAUAACGUUAUUGAAUUAUAUAACAGCAGUAAUGAUAUAUUUAAAAAUCUAUUUUAUUAAAAUACGUUUUUUCCUCC